AUGGACGAUGAUAUGUACCACUCGCAAGCCGCUCCGGCCUAUGCGCUCGAGUCGGACGAACACGAUUCUGAUGACGAGGCCGCCGAAACAACGGCUCCCAAAGCCCCAGCAAGCAAACCGGAUCCCGUGGUGGAAUUUCGUGGAGCAACAGUACUUCAGCCGACUCGGGUCGUCUUUCUUGUGGGAGAGGUCGCAGAGGUGUUCGCCAAGGGUGCCAAGACUGGCGACGCGUCAGCUACGGUCUUUGUCGAUGGUGAACAAGUGAGUCAGGGUCUCCUAGGUCUUUGACACAAGAGUACGAUGAAGACUGAUGAAAUACAUGCCGGGUGUGCAGGCUGCAUCAACUCAUGUCAUCUCUCCCUCGGUGACAGUCGUGUUCACCUCGAUCGCUCUUCCUUUGGUCUCGUUGUAUCCCUUCGCCCAUGCAUUGUUGUCAAAGCUAUCUCCUACCUCAACCACGAUCGUAGCACCUUAUCAUUCCCCCUCCUAUAUCGCCGAACAACCGCCUGCCUCCCCCCUGAUACGCUACCUCUCCUCGCCCACCCCGAACUCUCUCUUGACGCUCGAACAAGCAGGCCACCUUUCCCCAUUCUCACCUCCCAACCUCUUGCACGGUCUUGCACCUCUUCUCCUGACGCUCUCGACCCUCUCGGAGAUCGAAGCGUCCUUGAUUCUCUUGCCCUCAAUCGCCUCCCCUACGUCGUUGAACGGUCCCUUCCUCGGCCCCUCCUCAUGGUCCAAUACGAUCUACGAUGCAGGCGGGCCGACGUCGUUGAGCGACUCAAGAGGGGUGUACGCGGAUGUACAAGGGUCGUUGAAAGCUGUGGGGAAGGGUUUGGGUUGGGACGAGUGGUACGAUGCGAAGAAGAGGGAUGGGAAGAGCUCUGAUUGGAUUGAGAGGUCGAGGAGGGAGAAGAGGAGGGAACAGGCGGGAAGUAUGUAUAUGUAA
Molecule: messenger RNA, 949 nt
Organism: Microbotryum saponariae
Lineage: Eukaryota; Fungi; Basidiomycota; Microbotryomycetes; Microbotryales; Microbotryaceae
Source: the annotation of a GenBank genome assembly